AUGGGGCGUCCGCUGACACGUGUCUCUCUCUUGAGAUCUGGUUUUGCUGCAUACAUAGUGGUCGCUCAAAUAACGUCAGCAAUCCAGGGAUUGGCUGCGGCAGCUGACGGUGCGCCGGUGACCUGGAAAGAGGAUGCAAAGUCCCUGACGUUGGACAAUGGGCUGUUCCGGGUCACGUUCGCCAAGCCGCAGGGGUACGUUCUGAGCAUACGCUAUGGGCCCCCGUCCCAGCGGCCCGACAUUCUGCUUUCUGCGGCACGGCCCUCUUACUUCGACCUCAACUGGAGCCCACUUGGAACUGACACCGGGCCAUACGACGUUGUGUAUGCGACCACUUAUGCGAUCACGUCAGCAGCUACAGACACGUCAAAAGUUGAGGUCUCCUUUACAAGACCGUACGUGACUGGCGCCGUUCCCCUUACGCUCGAGACCCGGUACCUGCUGCGGCAGGGGAAUACGGGCCUGUACGUGUACCAUAAGCUGACGCACAACAAGGCGUGGCCGGACUUCCAGCUGCAACAGCUGCGGACGGUUUGGGACCUGGACCCGGGCUUCGACUACACGAUCCUGGCCGACGAUCGCCAGCGCAAGAUGCCGGGGCCGAACGAUCUGACGCCCGCCGUCAGUGCGGAUACCAGCAUCCCCGAAGCGCGCGUGCUGACGCAACCGAAGGAUCCUGCGUUCAAGGGCGAGAUCAACGACAAGUACCAUUACAGUGCGGAUGUCAAGGACCUGAGCGUCCUCGGUUGGACCCGCAACUCGUCGACCGGAUUUUGGAUCAUUUCCGGGAGCGAGGAGUAUAUCGGGGGGGGACCCACCAAGCAGGACCUCACAGUACAGGUCUUCCCCCUCAUCCUGAAGAUGCUCCACUCGCGCCACUACGGGACGCCAGCUGUCGCCAUCCAGGGGGAGGACUGGUCCAAAAUCUACGGCCCAUAUUUGAUCUACGUCAACGCGGCGCCUAGUAAUGCGGCGCUGUGGGCGGACGCUAGAGCGCGCGCUGCGAACGAGACGAAGACCUGGCCCUACCUAGGUCUUUUCACCGACCCGUCGUUUCCGGGCCCAAGGACACGUGUCCGCGGCACGCUCGUUCUCGCUGACCCGACCAACCCCGGGGCAAAAGCAGCCGGUGCGUUUGUGGGCCUAGCGGCCCCUGGGGAUGACGCAAAUUGCUGGCAAGAUGACGUCAGGGGGUACCAGUUUUGGACGCGCGCGGAUGCCAACGGCUCAUUCGUGCUGCCCUCAGUUCGCCCGGGCACUUACAGCGUCUACGCUUUUGUGCCGGGCGUCUUUGGGAACUUUCAGUCCGGGCAGCUGAUCGCCGUGAACGCCAGCAUCCCAACGCUGCUUUUGGGCGACCUGACGUUUACGCCUCCGCGCCUGGGGCCCACUCUUUGGGAGAUUGGUGUUCCGGAUAGAAGCGCAGGCGAGUUUUUCGUCCCGAAGCCCAACAAGCUGAACCUGCAGUACCCGUAUAAUGCGACGAACCCAAACCGCUACCGCGACUACGGGGUUUGGGAUGCCUACGCGGCCACUUACCCCGUUCAAGAUCUCGUCUAUCAGGUGGGCGUCAGCAGCCACUCUAAGGACUGGUUCUUCGUCCAGCCCGUGCGGCUGGUUCCGACCGGUACGAACGUUCCGACCGUCUGGCGGAUUGACUUUCCGCUCAACUCCUUCGCGCCGGCCGCCCUCCAAAGCAGCCGGGUCGCGGCCGCGCCCGCGGCCGGGGGUUUCGUGCUGCGCGUCGGCGUCGCGGCCGCGCAGCAGGCCGCGCUCGUGGUCGCCGUGAACGACCCCGGGUUUGUUAACCCGGUGUUCGACUCCGGGGUUAUCGGCCAGGAUAACGCGCUCGCGCGCGCGGGCGCGCACGGGGACUACGACGAGCUGGAAGUUCUCAUAGCGGGCGGGUUGCUACGGCCCGGUGGGAAUUCGCUCUUUCUCAAGCAGAGGAGGAGCGACUACGGGUUCGCGCACAUCAUGUAUGAUUACCUGAGGUUAGAGGGGCCGGUUUCCGGGUUAAGCCUAACACCCGGUACGAAGUCCCCGGUCGCCGCGCCGCGCCGCGCGCCGCCUCCGCCUGGCAACGGCCCCGAGGUGCCACGUCAGGCGCCACCUGGAAGCAUGUCCUCGUCUGCGCCGACGAACAUACGCUAUGGGGCAGAUGGGUUGGGGAUGUGUCUGCUUAUUGGGUUGGUCUGCAUCUUAGCAAGUUGGCUGUGA
Molecule: messenger RNA, 2220 nt
Organism: Klebsormidium nitens
Lineage: Eukaryota; Viridiplantae; Streptophyta; Klebsormidiophyceae; Klebsormidiales; Klebsormidiaceae
Source: the annotation of a GenBank genome assembly